UGAAGGGAAGCAACUCCCCGCAGGCGGCGCGGCCCGUUAGCAGGUGAUAACGAACAAGAUGGCGCGCGGUAGGGGCUGCAGGUACCCAGGUAAAGAACCUGCGGUAUAAAAGCAUCCCCCAUGGAGGGAAAGGAGCCACGAGCCUCAUUUUCACUCCAGGGAAGCCACUUGUUUGAUGAUAAUCAUUUGUAUUAACUAGUCUUUCGAUCUCAAGUCUGGACGGGUAUCUACCCUGACUUCAUUUGCUGUAGAACCAUCUGAAUAGUUAAAUUACCUGGAAACUCAGCAAGAUGGCGGUUUUCCAGGUGAUUCUGGUGGCCUUCUUCGCUAUGAGUUGGUGGGACUGUGCUCAGAGCCUUGAGAUUGAAGUGCAGACCGACACAGAGAGCAAAUCAUUGAUUGUCAACUGUUCUUUCGACAAACCUUCAUCAACAACGAUGGCAGUGUUGGCGAUUCACAUCAUCAAACCCUCGUCCCAGGGGGAGGAAGAAAGUCAAGAUCAGGUAUCUGACGACAAAAAGAAGCCCUCUCAGUUGGAAGACGCACUGGCGACCAUAAGGAUUGGUGAGACUAAGCCCAAAGUGAAAGAUGACAGUGGAAUGGGGCGGUUCUCUGUGGAGGGAUACAUCAACUCUUCAUAUCCCUCGGCCUGUUUCUUAGAGCUCAACAUCAGCAACAUCAGCGCUGCAGACGCUGGACUGUAUCAGUGCAGAGCGGAAGUUCUGGACUCGAGCUUCUCGUUUAGGACUGACUGGGCGGAGACAAACGUCACUGUGACAGCAGCAGAAGACGAACCUCAGGAUGUCCAGUGGGUGGUGCAGAUAGCUGAGCUGCGGGACAGACUGGAGGCUGAGGAAACAGAACGAGGCUUUGCUGAAAGGAAAGGUGGAGACACUACAAAGAGAGUAUGACGAGCUGUCAGGAAGUGUUGACAGUCUGGAGAACCAAACAUCCAUCCUCAACCAAACUGUCCACGACAUCGCCGAGGGCUACAAGUCAUUGCUCCAGCUAAUCAGCGGUAAAAAGGACAUCAACAAACCUGAGAAAACAACCGUUACAACCGAAACAUCACAUGAACAGGAGCAAGCGCCCUCUGAACAAGAACAUGUGAACUCCGAAGCAGUGGAACCAGCAGCUCAAGAGAAGGAUGCUCCAUCUCAAGCAGAGGCCAACAGUUUCGUCGUCGUCCCGCCAGGUGCAAACGAAGGAGGACCAGCAACGGUUACUAGAAAGUGCUUCGUGUGUGGCGAUCCUGAGGCCAACCGUCCGUGCAACGGCGAAGAUCUGGCAGCCACCAGCGCCACUGAGUGUCCGACAGGAAAAGACUAUUGCAUGAACGAAAUUCACUCAGACGAUGGAUUCAAAUGUCAUCUACAAAAGUUGUGCCAGUAAGGAAGAGUGUGUGGACAAAGACAACUCCGAGUCGUCCUCAUGCCAUCCGUUCUUCCCCAUCUGGUUUGGAACCGCGGCGAGGCAGUGCACCUUCUGUUGCCAUGGAGACGCCUGCAACAACGAGUUCAAGCCCACCAGAGACCUUUUCAAGACUGGGGCUGAGACAAAGCCGGACACUGCCCACUGACCAGCCUCACUAAUACAACAGCGGGAUUUUGUUUAUUUUUGUUUACACUGCAACUGGCCUGAACCCCGCCCUACUACUCCCUUCUUUCUUUUCUCUGUAAUCUAUCAUCUUCAAAUCAAUUUUAUUACCGUGUUUACUAUUUCUCUUAUUACUAAUAAACUGAAAUGAUGUUCAUUAUGUAACAUUCAGAGAACACAUGACCUGUGGAACUAGUCUGGUGACCUCUCGUUCCACAGCAGGUAGUCAUAACAUUAAGUAAUACAGAGGGCUGUUUAUAAACACACUGCUGGUUCAUUCUACAUAGCAAUGGAGGUGCAGCCAGGCACUCUUCAAGUUGCUUGUGUUAGCUUUUCCUUCUUCGAAAUUUAUGGUCGUGCAGCUGAAAUUUAUUGUACUCGGCGAAAGAAAAAAGGAGGGACGAGACGCACGCAGUGGGAUAGUCUAAUCGACAAUUUCUUCUGGGUUAAUAAUAAUAAUAAUAAUAUAAUAAUAAUAAUAACAAUAACAAUAAUAAUAAUAAUAAU
Pomacea canaliculata is the source of this 2103-nucleotide messenger RNA. RefSeq lists its product as uncharacterized. The coding region runs from base 291 to 911 and encodes 206 amino acids. Lineage: Eukaryota; Metazoa; Mollusca; Gastropoda; Architaenioglossa; Ampullariidae. The record is from RefSeq and is a predicted model, not a curated record. The transcript is spliced from 8 exons.